Molecule: messenger RNA, 1952 nt
Organism: Cebus imitator (Panamanian white-faced capuchin)
Lineage: Eukaryota; Metazoa; Chordata; Mammalia; Primates; Cebidae
Product: proline-rich protein 13-like
Exons: 2
Coding region: 362-772 (136 amino acids)
Cellular component (GO): nucleoplasm
Source: RefSeq, a predicted model, not a curated record
GUGGGGUGUGAGAACUUGAUCAGUUUGUGUCAGCCACCUUGUUCUCUAAAGAUUAGAUGCGUGGGAUUUGAGAGAAAAAAAAGGAGUCAAAACUGUCACUGAGACUUUUGGCCUGAACAACUGGAGGAAUGGAAUUGCCAUUUACUGAAAUAGAGAAGACUGAGAGACCAGGAAUCGGAUUUGGAUAUGGUAAAAAUUUUCCCAUUAGAAAUCCAAGAGGAUGGAGACAUGGAAGGAGAAUGCAUCAAGCCCAGGCGGUGGUGGAAAGAUGACAGAGUAUCUGGAUUCCCUAAGUUUUUCCUUUUCCUGUUACUGGGUAUAGAGUCCCUUCGCAGCUUGGGGCUGGAGAACACACCUAAACAUGUGGAACCCCAGUGUCGGGCAGCCAGAGCCAAAUCCAUAUCCCCCCAACAUCGGGUACCCUGGAGGUUCCAGUCCUGCCCACCUACCACCUGUCAAUCCACCCUUUCCUCCUCCCCCAGGAGUUCCCCAGUGCAAUCCAGCUUUCCCCCUAGGUGGGCCCUUUCCUCCUGUGCCACAGCCAGAGUAUCCAGGAUGCCAACCCUCAGGUCCCUACCCUGUUCCAUACCCACUGCCUGCCCCUGGAAUGCCUCCUGUGAAUCCCUUGGCUCCUGACAUGGUCGGAGCAGCAGUGAUAGUGGACAAGAAGAUGCAGAAGAAAAUGAAUAAAGCUCAUAAAAAGAGGUACAAGCACCACAAGCAUGGCAAGCAUUCCUUCUCCUCUUCCUCCUCCUCUUCCAGCAGUGACUGACUGAAUACAGGCCCUGGACUCUUCCCUCAUGUCUCACCAGUUCCGCUCUCCCAUCAAGCUUCAGAAGCCAUGUUGUACUGGGGGAAAGUAGCCCUUGUGCUCCCCACCCCUACCCUACUGUUCAGCCCUGAGUGGUCAGGAAAAUGGGAAGAGGAUUGCCAUGGCAUGGCCAUCUUCUUGCUGCUUGGAUAUAUCAUAUAGCUAAUGAGGUUAGCAGGGGAGCUAUUUUUUGAAGAUGAUGAACUAAAUGUUGAAGACAAGUUUGAGAUCUGUAAAAUGUGAUUUUUACUUCGUCUUAUAAUACUUGUGAUUGGGGAGGUUUAUGGAAAUUUAUGAUGAAAAACCUCUAUCUUUUUUGUAAUGUUGGCAUACUUGGGGAAUUUAGUGGCAAAUACAUUUCCCAGCAGGCCUUUUGUUGGUUGCACUAACUGCAAGGUUUCUGGGAAGUAUAAAAAAAAAAAAGAAAUUGAAGACGAGAUAUCAAGUAGAAAAUUUGGUAUAUAAGUGUGAGAUUCAUAGAAGAAAUUGGGCUGGGAUAAAAAAAAACUGGGAGUCAACAAAUGGUAUUUAGAGUCAUGAGACAGAUUAAGGAAGAGUAGAAGAAAGACACAGAAAAGCAGUUGGUGAGUUAAGAGGAAAACUGAUAAGAGUCAAGAGAAGAGAUUGUUUUGAAAAGGAGGGAGUAAUGGAUUAUGUCAAAUGCUGCUAGAAGAUCAUCAAGUCAAAUGAGGACUGAUAAUUGUCAUUGGAUUUAGCAGUGCUCACAGUCAUGACAAGAACCGUUUUGAUGGAGUGUUGUAAUUGGAAUAAUUUAAGAAAAAAUAGGAAGAAACAAAUCAGACACACAUGUAGACAACUUUUUCAAAAAGCUUUAAAGUAUAGAGGGACUAAAGUAUAGAGUUAGGAAUGGUGGCUUAAUCAAGGUAACAUGUUAGCCAGAAUAGAGAUUUUGAAGCCAGAGAGAGCAAGAAAGUUGAGGGUGUAUGUGAGAAAUGAUUAUAAAAAUAUAGGAUUAAAAUGGUUAUUUCUUCUGUUACUGAGGUUAAGCAUCUUUUUACAUGUUUAUUGGCCAUUUAUUUUUGUGUGUGUGUGAAUUACCUGUGCAUAUUCUUAUUGGGUGGUUCAUCUUUUCCUUAUGAGUGUUUAGGAAUUCUCUAUAUAAUAAAGAUGUCAGCCUUUA